Aspergillus brunneoviolaceus CBS 621.78 is the source of this 468-nucleotide messenger RNA. RefSeq lists its product as uncharacterized. The annotation marks the transcript as partial. The record is from RefSeq and is a predicted model, not a curated record. NCBI's taxonomy places the organism in Eukaryota, Fungi, Ascomycota, Eurotiomycetes, Eurotiales, Aspergillaceae. Gene Ontology annotation, molecular function: oxidoreductase activity, acting on single donors with incorporation of molecular oxygen, incorporation of two atoms of oxygen. The transcript has a single exon.
UUUGAAACGACGACCGAGCAACGCCAGCCCAUCGAACUGCCCGUCAUCGGGUCUUUUCCAUCGCACGUCGCGGGAGUCCUGUACCGGACUGGACCGGCUAGCUACAAAGUCCCCGGAUCGAACUAUCAGCUCCACCUCUGGUUCGACGGCUUUACGCAGCUGCAUCGUUUCCAACUCGUGCCCCAGCCAAGCGGGUCGUGCAAGGUGCUCUACAACUCCCGCCGUCAGGUCGAUGCGCUGAUCGAGGAGGUGCGCAAGACGGGCACACUGCGCGGCAUGACAUUCGGGCAGAAGCGAGACCCUUGUGCAAACUUCUUCCAAAAAGUCAAAGCAGUCUUUGAGACCCAAUUUGAAACCACAAACCCGGAGAUGGUGAAUGUGGGAGUCACGGUGCAUGCCAACGUAAGUGGAUCUUUCCCUCGGGUGCUCAGUUCCAUUUUUUUGAGCAGAUGGACUCAUGGGAGGUGA